Lactuca saligna is the source of this 2859-nucleotide messenger RNA. NCBI's taxonomy places the organism in Eukaryota, Viridiplantae, Streptophyta, Magnoliopsida, Asterales, Asteraceae. The record is from the annotation of a GenBank genome assembly.
GUGUCUUUUAAGUUGUUCCUUUAUUUUGUUCAUUUUAGUGUAACCGACAAUCACCGAGAGAGAUAUAGAGAGAGGGUCUGAGGGAGAGAGUCAAUUGAGCUCUGCUCCUGUUGUUCUUGAUUAAUUCUAACAGUUAAAAACCCUUUUCGAUUUUUGUUGCUCGUCAAUAAAUCUUUUGCUUCUGGAAAUUUCCAAUUCCUUAAUCUCUCUCCGAUUAUCAAACGAAUAUUACUCCUAAUUUCUGAUCCGGAAUCGCGCUUUAAUACAAUCACGUAUCAUUAUUAGGUAAGCUUUUAUAUUGAUUGUACCCUAUGGAAUGUGGUUUCUAUUUUCACGUUUGCUAUGUGGGUGUAUUUGAUUUUGAUUUGGUCUAUUGAGUGGUGUUUAUGAUCAUGGUUUUCGAUAUCUGUGAUUUCUUCAUAACUUUUUAGUUUUAUGUGAAUUUUGAACUUAGAAUUCAAGGGCAUUUAAACUAACUAGGAUUCACAUCUGUAUUUUAGGCUUCACUAAUUAUAAAUUAACAAAGAGCAGAACAAAAAGGUAAGAAAUUCAGGAACUAUUUUUAGGGUUUGUAAACUAAUCAUCAAUUUUAUAGCAAAUCGACCGGAUUUAGUUGGGGAUUUUGUUUGAACUUGAUGGUGUAUGAUCCGAUACCUCAAGGAUUGAAGGAUUUAAACGGCUGAUUUUCCAGCAUAUUGCUGUACAUAUAUUUAUUAGAUAUAACAAACUUUUAUUAUAUUGUAUCCAAUUUGAUGUAGACUAUCGAACAUAUGAAACAGGGUUACUUCAAGAAGAGGUUGCAAGUAGCUGGUGAGCAGCCUACUCACUUUAAACCAGUGGAAAUGGAUCAAAGUAAUUGACUUCAACUUUUUCUCACAUCCUUUUGUAUUUGUCAAAACUUUCCCCUUUUAGUUUGCUUUCAAUGUCUUCUCUAUGUCUUGCUUUAAAGUUAUCUUAGUUAUCGCUUUCAUUUAGGGUAAAGAAAAAUUAGGAGGUGUUUGGACCUUUAUUAUGUUUAUUCAAAAGUUAUCAUGUGAUAUCGAACAAUUAUAACCAAGAUAAACAAACUAAAACAACCGAGGUACAAAGACGAUGUAAGGAUGCUAUGUUAGCCCUAAAAAGGUUAUAUAAUAUCCCAAUUUAUAUUCAUCUCAUACUAAUGAAUAUAAAUUGGGACUUUCUGAUUUCACAGAUGCUGCAAUGGAGGAAGGGAAGGUUUUGAAAAAUGGUAUUGAAUUGGUCAAAUCAGUUUCGGAUAAGCAUCUUGAUCUUUUGAGGCCAUCUUCACGAUAUUUUUCAAUGUUUAAAGGUAGUAGAUAGUAAUACCCAACAAUAGAAAAAUUACCACAUAAUGAAAACGAGAAACAUGAAAUGACCAAAACGACCCUAUUGAUGUGCUUUACGUGUUUGUAAUUGUGUGCAUUGAGAUGUAUAUAAGAAAAUUAUGGGAGUGGUUAUACUUAUGUAGGAGACACAUGUUGAUGAUGGCAGGGCAUAUUUCAAAUAAUAAUGAUCGUGAGAAAGGAAAGUAUGCACUUAUUAAGGAUUCUGAUGAUUUUCAACAAGGCCUUUAUGAUAAACCUCUUCCUUGUUUUGGAUGUGGAAUCGGAUGGUUUUCGUAAGUUUUCUUUAUUCUCAUUAUGAAUUUGAGUAAAUGACCGUUUUACCCUUUUGUUUAGAAUUGAUGUAGAAGAAGAAAUGACUGUUUAUUCGAACGAAUGACCAUUUUACCGUUUUGUUUAGAAACAAGUACCGAGUUAAGUAAAAAAGAAACAACACCUGACACUGACAUUCUGACACUGACACUGUUGUUUUUGUGGUUGUAGUUUCUUGAUAGGGUUUGCAUUUCCUUUGAUGUGGUUCUAUGCUACAUUCCUGUAUUUUGGAAAUUAUUAUCGGAAGGAUCCUAGGGAACGUGCUGGUCUUGCUGCUUCUGCUAUUGCUGUAAUCCUCUUUCUCUCUCUUAUUGAUCGAAAAAAAAAAAAAAAAAAUUUAAACUUUAUAUAUUUUAUCCUGAAAUAUGAAAGUAAGUGGAGUAUUUAUUUAUAUAUAUAUAAUAUGGUUUGUGAUUACAGGCAAUGGGGUGUUCGGUUAUAUUGUUUAUUGUAGUGAUGGUGUUGGUGUUUGGUGGAAGAUAAUGUUUUGCAUAAGAGAAAAAGAGAGCAUCUUGAUACGAAUACACAAGUCAUGAUGAAUAUGAAAAUAUUUGAAAUUGUGGUUUUUAGUGACACAAAUCAUGUAUACGAAUACGAACAAAUUGUACAAUCUUGAGAAGGGUUUUUGUUUUAGCAAGUGCUUUUGUGCUGUGAAAUUUGUACAAAAGUUAAUCAAGAACUUUACUCGCAUCUUGCAUUUGCAUGAUCCAAGUUUUUUGAGCGUUUGUGUUGGGGUUUUUGUCUUGAAACUUGUAUGUGUUUUUUGCAUGUUUUGGCUUUUGAGUUGCUCUUUUAGUCUACUGAAAAGUUUUAAUUUCAUAUAGAAGUUAAUAAUGUUGUGUGGAUUAGAAAGUGAUGAAGUGUCAUCUGAUAAAUAAGUGCUUAACAUUGUAUAUUUUACGUAAACUGACGAGAAUUAUUAAAGUGCUAUUAAAUUCUAUAGUAAACAAUUUAGUUGAAUACAAGACUGUUUGGUAUUUUAUUUUUAAAUAGUCUUUUAGUUUUAUCUAUUGGCACCAUAUACAAAUAAAAGAUAUAGCUACUUGUUUGCACCUUCAAGCUAGUUUUCUAAGGUGUUUGUGUUUUAAAAGAUAUAAGGUCUCCAAAGUUUUAUAACAUCUUCAACUAAAAAUUUAUUCAUUUCAUAUAAUUCAAAACAACACAUUGGGUUGCCCGUAUUAAGAAAAGAAUUUAUCAUUCAAAC